CCUUCCUUCUUCUAUAAAUACCCAUAACUUUCUCUACCUUUUCUUCAUCUCACUUGUUGUGGGUUCUUCGGUUUCAUAAUAUAUAACUUAAAAAUGGCAAAAAGAUCAGUUGCCGCCUAUGCAAUCCUUCUCCUCCUCUUCGUUCUUGCCAUUUCAGAAAUCAGUACAGUGAAAGGAAAGUUAUGUGAAAAGGUGAGCCAAACUUGGUCUGGAAAGUGUGAUUCCAAGAAGUGUGACAAAAAGUGCAUCGAAUGGGAGAAGGCAGUCCAUGGAGCUUGUCACAAGCGUGAAGGGAAAGGCGGCUGCUUCUGCUACUUUGACUGUGCAAAGAAACCUCCAAAAGAUGCAAAACCAGUUCCCCCUGAUGCCGUACCACCGCCUCCAAAAGAUGGUUCCCCUCCAAAAGAUUCGCCUCCUGCUGAUGGCGGCGGUUCCCCUCCUCCAGCUGAUGGUGGCGGCUCCCCUCCUCCGGCUGAUGGCGGUGGUGCCCCUCCUGCUCCUUCCCGACACUAAAAGCUAGCCUGCUCGUGGUAUAUGGAAAAGGAUAGCAAACCUUAUAUGAUGAAAAUAAAGGAUAAAAUGCCUCCUAAUUAACAAAUUUAGUAUUUUCGAAGGUGUAAUAUGUGUCGCAUGAUUAAUUAAUAACUUAAUAUUCAAGGCA
Molecule: messenger RNA, 661 nt
Organism: Lactuca sativa (garden lettuce)
Lineage: Eukaryota; Viridiplantae; Streptophyta; Magnoliopsida; Asterales; Asteraceae
Product: major pollen allergen Art v 1
Biological process (GO): defense response
Source: RefSeq, a predicted model, not a curated record